GAACGGCGCCCUUCGGGCCGCACCCCGCCUCGCGCCGGGCGCAUGCGCGCUGCCGAAGGCUGGCUUCCUCAGCUCAGCCUCUCAAGACGGUGCCUCACGCGGCCUCCGGCGGGGCCCGGCGAGGUCUCUCCUCGCCCCGGGAAUGGGCUCGGCCCCGGCAUGCCCCCCCGCCGAAGUCGUCCCGGACCGUUGCCGGCAAGGUCAGCGCCGCCCGGAGAGCCCUGAAGGGGACGAAGAGACGGUUACAUCAACUAUGCCGGCUGCAUCAACUAUGACUGUGUGCAUCGUAGAAGCCCAAAGGAAAGGUGGGAUGUCAGAGUAGCGCUCUCAAUCCUCGUCAGGGCCCGUCCAGAAAAUCAUGCAGUCAUCUGGGCACAGGUUCCGUGACGUUGAGCAUCACCCGCUGCUUGCCGAAAAUGACAGCUACGAUUCGUCGUCCUCGGAGGCUGACAUGGCCGACAGGGUCUGGUUCAUCCGUGAUGGUUGCGGGAUGGUCUGCGCAGUGAUGACAUGGCUCCUCGUUGUCUAUGCAGAUUUUGUAGUGACGUUUGUCAUGCUGCUGCCUUCCAAAGACUUUUGGUACUCCCUCAUCAACGGGGUGCUCUUCAACUGCUUGGCGGUGCUGGCGUUGUCCUCUCACCUGAGAACGAUGCUGACCGAUCCUGGGGCCGUUCCCAAAGGAAACGCCACAAAAGAGUACAUGGAGAGUUUGCAGCUGAAGCCCGGCGAGGUGAUCUACAAAUGCCCCAAGUGCUGCAGCAUCAAGCCGGAGCGUGCCCACCACUGCAGUAUUUGCAAGCGAUGCAUUCGGAAGAUGGACCAUCACUGCCCUUGGGUCAACAACUGCGUUGGGGAGAGAAACCAGAGGUUCUUUGUGGUGUUUACCAUGUACAUAGCUCUAAUAUCCGCUCAUGCUCUCAUCCUGUGCGGGUUUCAGUUCUUCUCCUGUGUCAAAGGACAGUGGACUGAGUGUAGUGACUUUUCCCCACCCGUGACUGUGAUCCUGCUGGUUUUCUUGUGCCUUGAGGGUUUUCUGUUUCUUACGUUCACCGCGGUGAUGUUCGGCACCCAGAUCCACUCGAUAUGCAACGACGAAACGGAGAUCGAGAGGCUGAAGAGCGAAAAGCCCACCUGGGAGCGGAGGUUACGCUGGGAAGGGAUGAAGUCCGUCUUCGGGGGCCAGCCUUCCCUGCUGUGGAUCAACCCUUUUGCGGGAUUCCGGAUCAAGCGGCUGAUGCUGAGGGCCAAGAAGGGAGGUCCAGAGUUCUCUGUCUGAGCCCGCCCGGGAAACCACGCCGGAACGGACACCCACACACCCACAAAAAGAGUAGUAUAUAGUAUUUAUUUGGGGCCAGGAGAGCAGGCUGCCCUCUUUGAACCUGUGACCAAUGGAGGUUGACACAAGUGAGACAUUUUGCUUGUAGCAAGCAGAAUUUUAUACGUUUAUAGUCACCGACAUCUCAUUAACUCUCGGAAGCGUCGGCCACAGAUGCUCCGCCGCGUGGCUUUGAGCAGGAAGCGAAAAACAGAAACCCCGAGAAAGCUGGACAGUCACCCCUGAAGAAGCCAAAAUACCAUCUUAACUACUGUAACUUAUUAUUUUACCGGACUGAUUACGCUUUUCUUUUUCUUUUUGUCAAGCCCCUUUUAUUUGAUACGUCUUUUUUUAAGAGUGUACCUCCGCUGUUUUUAUAAGACUUGUGUGCUGAGGUGAAGUUGUCAAUCGUGCUGCAUAAGGUACAGAUGCCGGAAACCACUCGCCAAGUGCAACUCUUCAUCCCCCAUGGUUUCGAGGCAGAGCUCAGUCCCGUAAUGUAACUUUUCUGUCCUGCCUUUUGAGUCCAACGAGCUGUGUUUCUGUUACGUGAACACCUCCCAAAGGCCCGUGAUCCACAACUGCAUUGCCAGACUGCCUAAGGGGGUGACAAGCACCCCCGGAUUUCCCUAGGCUCAUAGCGGGCUGAAUCCUUUGGGGGGAUUCAAUAUCAAAUGCUUAAAUGUGCCGUAGCCUCGUUGUGUCUUCCACCCUUAAACAUUAG
Molecule: messenger RNA, 2039 nt
Organism: Gekko japonicus
Lineage: Eukaryota; Metazoa; Chordata; Lepidosauria; Squamata; Gekkonidae
Gene: ZDHHC7
Product: zinc finger, DHHC-type containing 7
Exons: 8
Coding region: 359-1276 (305 amino acids)
Biological process (GO): protein targeting to membrane; peptidyl-L-cysteine S-palmitoylation
Cellular component (GO): endoplasmic reticulum; Golgi apparatus
Molecular function (GO): protein-cysteine S-palmitoyltransferase activity
Source: RefSeq, a predicted model, not a curated record